Sinocyclocheilus grahami is the source of this 1649-nucleotide messenger RNA. RefSeq lists its product as uncharacterized. The record is from RefSeq and is a predicted model, not a curated record. The transcript is spliced from 6 exons. NCBI's taxonomy places the organism in Eukaryota, Metazoa, Chordata, Actinopteri, Cypriniformes, Cyprinidae. Bases 204 to 1574 code for a protein of 456 amino acids.
CAUUCCAUUAUUUGUGUUGGAGGAGGAAGUCGCGUGCGCUUUCACUUUUGACAUAGGCUAUAUGAUUACAUUUUGACGAGAUAUAAUGAAGUUCACUCAUCAAAUUUCUGCGACCUCCGGGAACUUGGACGACAAAGAAAGAGGAACACUUGGAAGAACAUUCCACAUGUUCUUAUCCGGUCGAAAGGAUCAAUGAUUGUUCUAUGGAAAGCACGAGGGAUAAAAACAGCAGGAAGUCGCAUAAUAAUGGAGUGGCUUGCAGCGCACCUACUAAAUACCCGUCUACUGCACCUACUUGUAACUGGCGGGUCCAGAGCAGGUUUCGGACAGAUCUCACUCCACCACCGCUUGAAGGUGCCUCUUGGUCAGCAGAGUGUGAUAAGGACGUCUACAUUACUCAGUUAGUACAGCGACUGGAAAGUCUGUACAUGUCUGUGGCAGUGAACACACAACAGGUAUCUUUGGUAGGCAGCAUUUCUAAUGCCUGUAUGGCACAGGAACCACCCACCUGUUGCAGCCAAACAAAAUCAUCCAAAGUCUCAAAGCAACAUCAUAAAACCCAGUUAAGGAUGCUGUCACACAGAUGGCAGAGGCUUGGUCUUCAGCCUCCAAUCCUCUGGGACACACAAGAACACAUUUCUCAACAUAAACCUGAGGUAGAAACCAGAAUAGAACUGGAAAUCCACCCCAUACAGGUCAGACGCAUUGUUUCUCCAAGGGGCGAACGACCAGAUGAGAUCAAGGCAAUCAGUAAUUCCCUUUGUAGCAGAUCCAAUAAUGAACCAUCCGAAUCAGUCGAAUCUGAAAACAGUGACCUCUCUGACCAAGAGAAAGACAAUAAACCUAUAUUAAAAUGGGAAACUGCUGUAGAAUUGGACCUGAGGCCAGACUCAUUUGAUAGAGAUCUAGAACUUGCAGAAGGAAAAGGAGAGCAAGUGUAUCCUGAGGUUCUUCCAUUUCCACUCAAAGAGCUCAACUUUAGUCAGUUGCUAUCCAUAGCAGAUGAUCUGGAUAGCCAGCACAACCUGUGUUUAACUGACCCUUGUCUCCCAGCUAUGGCUGCACGCAUGAUAAAGCUGGAGAAACUUCAAACUGCGACUAUACAGAAAGAACAAGGAAAAGCAGCCAGAUCUCGUCCAGCAACUGCUUUGGUUCGAAGCGCCAGUCGUCUGAGACGUGUGGAAAGCCCUUGUUCUCAGGUAGAACACUUCAGGACUAAAGGAAAUAAUUCAGGUUUAGAAGAUGUUACAAAACGCAACCUCUCUACAAGCACUCAUUCAAAGUCUAUGCAAUGUAAUCGCCCCUCGCCAAAUUCUGGGAAGAUGUGGAUUGGAUUUCAGCAGCCACCAGCUUUACCCAAGAAGCCACACUCUGGUGUGGUCAAAUUAAAGAAGACUGAAGCCCUUGUUCAAGAUCUUGUUGUUAAUUCGAGCAUGUCACUAAAAUGCAAUAGUCCAAAUAGUUCCAAGAGAUGCAAACCCACAAAGAAAGCCAUGCCAAAGCAUCAGAAGACUUCCUCUGAAAAGUCUAGUGUUCCUGCUAAAGCUCUUUGCAAGAAAACAAUUAUUUUUUAAGCUUGAAGAUUGACAGUGUGUUAUUACCUGUGUGCAUGUUACUGUAUUUAUUGUUUCAAAUUCAAUACAAGUUGA